CCAGGAAGCACUAGGUGUCAGCGAGUGUUACCACAUCUCCUGCAGGGCAGAAACGGUCACGAAACAUGAACUGGUCUGCCCUGCUCUUGGAGAGUUACGGUGGAAACUGGUAUGUUAAAGGCUCAUAGUAAAGACACUGCUAUACUUUAACUCAGUUUCCCAUGGUUAUUAGAGCUUAGAACCCAGGGGAAACUGCUGUAUAGAAGAGGUCAAACAAGCAGGUCAAACAAGCAGAUUUUGUCACGAAAUUGGGGGGCGAGUAGGGUUCUAUUAUCAAAGAAUGGUUGUUGUGUUGGGGCCAUAAGAAAGAACUACAAGCAGUGGUGCGCAGGUAAUGUUCACGAGACGCCACAGCGGGGUAGCAUCAGAGGCGGGAGGAGGAGGGUUGGAGAGCACGGCUGCAGCCUUGUGGGGCGGUUGCAAGGAUCUCUGCGUGGCCACAGCAGCUUGCGCUGCGCCCACAUUGCUUCUGCGUGUUUACAACUGGGCACGAGAAGGCUCAGCACGCACGCACGGCCCGUGUGGGCCCGCCCUGCCCACAGCAUGAAAACAGGAGCCCCAGCCAGCCUCGGCUGGGCAGGGCCAGAGGCGCCUCCUCCAGGAUCCUCCCCGCGCUGGCCCGCCCCACAGGAGCACCGCCCCUACCAGGAGCCCGGAGCUCUUCCCAGGGCCCGCCUCCCCGCCAGGGGGCGAUCCGCCUCCACUUCCUGUUUCCGCAGCCGCCCUACCAGGAGCCUGGCACUCUCCUCAGGGCCCGCCUCCCCGCCAGGGGGCGCACCGCCUCCACUUCCUGUGUCCACGGCUGUCGCGAGAGCCCGGGACGAGUGGGCCUCUGCUCGUGGGUGGUUCUCGUGGAGGUCAGCUCCCGCGUGUCUCCGCUCGACAGGGUGCUUGGGCAGAGCCCAUCGGGUAGGCGCGGGCCAUGGCGCAGUACAAGGGCACCAUGCGCGAGGCAGGCCGUGCCAUGCACCUCCUCAAGAAGCGCGAAAAGCAGCGGGAGCAGAUGGAGGUGCUGAAGCAGCGCAUCGCCGAGGAGACCAUCCUCAAGUCGCAGGUGGACAAGAGGUUCUCGGCGCAUUACGACGCCGUGGAGGCCGAGCUGAAGUCCAGCACGGUGGGCCUGGUGACCCUGAACGACAUGAAGGCCCGGCAGGAGGCCCUGGUCAGGGAGCGCGAGCGGCAGCUGGCCAAGCGCCAGCACCUGGAGGAGCAGCGGCUGCAGCAGGAGCGGCAGCGGGAGCAGGAGCAGCGGCGCGAGCGCAAGCGUAAGAUCUCCUGCCUCUCCUUUGCGCUAGACGACCUCGAUGACCAGGCCGAUGCGGCCGAGGCCAGGCGCGCCGGAAACCUGGGCAAGAACCCCGACGUGGACACCAGCUUCCUGCCAGACCGCGACCGCGAGGAGGAGGAGAACCGGCUCCGAGAGGAGCUGCGCCAAGAGUGGGAGGCGCAGCGCGAGAAAGUGAAGGACGAGGAGAUGGAGGUCACCUUCAGCUACUGGGACGGCUCGGGCCACCGGCGCACGGUGCGGGUGCGCAAGGGCAACACGGUGCAGCAGUUCCUGAAGAAGGCGCUGCAGGGGCUGCGCAAGGACUUCCUGGAGCUGCGCUCCGCCGGCGUGGAGCAGCUCAUGUUCAUCAAGGAGGAUCUCAUCCUGCCGCACUACCACACCUUCUACGACUUCAUCAUCGCCAGGGCGAGGGGCAAGAGCGGGCCGCUCUUCAGCUUCGAUGUGCACGAUGACGUGCGCCUGCUCAGCGACGCCACCAUGGAGAAGGACGAGUCGCACGCAGGCAAGGUGGUGCUGCGGAGCUGGUACGAGAAGAACAAGCACAUCUUCCCCGCCAGCCGCUGGGAGGCCUAUGACCCCGAGAAGAAGUGGGACAAGUACACCAUCCGCUGAGUCCCACCUGCCAGAGUGGAAACCGGGGGGGAGACAUUCAUUUCUAGGCCCCGUCACCAGUCACUUGAUUUCGUGACCUUGAUUUCUUCCCCCAAAUUUAAUAAAGACAGGGUUCUCAUGAUUCACACUGGUUGUGUUAUUGCUGAUGUUAUGCUUUGGUUGCUUGGUUGGUGUUUUCUGAGUAUUUUAGUGUUGCUACCUGGAUUUGCUGCAUUGCUCUGCUGAGCUGUAUUGAAACCAUGACUGGGCCCACUGUCAGACAAAUUAGAAUAGGAGGCACAUUUUUUACCUGGUGGUUAUGAGCAUGGACUUGGGGGCCACAGUGACUGAGAUUGAUUCCCGACGCAGCUUCCUCCUUGCUGUGUAGUUUUGGGUAAGUUUAUUAAAUCCCCAUGCUUCAGUUUGGUCACCUGUAAAAGGAAAUAACAAGAGCACUUACGUUAUAAGAUUGAUGUAUUAAGUGAGUUAAUAUUUGUAAAACGCUUAGCACUUAAUAAAUGUUUCUGUUGUUAUUAUUA
This is a messenger RNA of Pongo pygmaeus (Bornean orangutan), 2418 nucleotides long. RefSeq names its product family with sequence similarity 50 member B (gene FAM50B). Gene Ontology annotation, cellular component: nucleus. The record is from RefSeq and is a predicted model, not a curated record. Gene Ontology annotation, biological process: chromatin organization. Bases 923 to 1900 code for a protein of 325 amino acids. The transcript is spliced from 2 exons. NCBI's taxonomy places the organism in Eukaryota, Metazoa, Chordata, Mammalia, Primates, Hominidae.